This is a messenger RNA of Lathyrus oleraceus (garden pea), 1484 nucleotides long. Its product is annotated as increased DNA methylation 3. The transcript is spliced from 3 exons. Bases 185 to 1360 code for a protein of 391 amino acids. Lineage: Eukaryota; Viridiplantae; Streptophyta; Magnoliopsida; Fabales; Fabaceae. Gene Ontology annotation, cellular component: nucleus. The record is from RefSeq and is a predicted model, not a curated record.
CAUUAAUAGUCUCACAUCUUACAUUCUAUUUUAAAAUUUCUUAACCUAGUGAGAAGUCACAAGUAGAAAGUCAAAACCCUCGAAACUUCGAAACUGUUUGAAGGAAGGAAAACCCUUCAUCAAGCUCCAUCAAAUCCCUCUCUCCUUCUUCUUCUAACUACCCACAUUCUGUUUUUCAAUUCCCAUGGAUUUCAAAGGAAAAAACCUCUGUUACAAGCGAAAAUCUCUCACAACCAAACCAACGAAAAUCAUAGUAAGUGACAGAAAAUUCCUCAUUGAUUUCAUAAUCACAACUUACCUAGGACCCGACGUUAAGUCUGAUAAUCCUAAAUGUUCAUCACUUCAAAGACUUUUCUCAGGUUUACCACCUUAUACUUCCAAUGAUUUAGGUUCUUCUUAUGUUACAAUUUCUCUCUUAGAGAAAUUGUAUUACUAUCUCCUUAAAAAUGCACUUCCUGAACUUAUAUUAGAUCUUGACAUGUUUCAUAUGUAUUUAAAGGGAAAAUUGGACUUGCCCAAUUCUGAAUUUUCAGAGGGUUGUCAACAAUUCACAAAUAUUUUCCCUUUGAGUCUACAUCAACAGAUUUGGUAUCCUGAUAGCUUUAGAAUUGUUAAAGGGGUUGUUUUGAUUGAUGACCCUCUUGUUUCGUUGUGUGUUAAAGACGAGGAUUUGGAUAGGUUUAGGUCGUUAACCGGUGUUACUACUUUCAAGUUGGAUUUAAGUGAAUGUCUUCGUGUUCGGAUUCACCCUCGGUCGAGCAAAGAAAGUGAUAAUGAUAAUGAUAAUGAUAGUGGCUGUGUUAACAAUGAGGGGUCGCAGUCGGAGAAGUUUCAACCAGAGUGUACGAGAAAGUAUGCUGGUGUGGAUACUCCUUUAAUGUCGGAAUUUCCGAAUUCUGCUAGUGGCAAUCCUUCUUCCAACACGAUGUGUGAUUCUGAUGGGCCUUCAAUGAUGCCGCUUCUCUCGUUACCUAACAUUGACAAUUGUGUGCAAGAUUGUUCUAUUGUUUUAACAGGAACAGCGAAGAGAGCGAUACUUGGUCCGUCCAUUGGUGUUGUGGAUAUUGGUAUUAGUAAAGUGGCGUAUCUGUUUCGAGUUUCCUUACCAGGUGUCAAGAGAGAGUACAAUCAGUUUAGUUGUGAUAUUGAAUCGGAUGGGAAGGUUGAGAUCAGAGGGCUGUUAUCUGGUGGAAGAACUAUAGAGAAACAGUCACGUUUUUUCGAGAUGAAAACUCAGCAGUUAUGCUCUCCUGGACCAUUCACACUUUCAUUCAAUCUUCCAGGACCAGUUGAUCCAAGACUCUUUGCACCGAACUUUAGGACUGAUGGAAUUUUUGAAGGAGUUGUAAUCAAGCUCUAGUUCUGAUAGACAAAUUUUUGUUUCUUUUUUGCGGUAUUGCACCAGAUGUUAUUAUGUAUCUAAGUUAACAUGGAACUGAUUUUGUUUAUCCUAUUGAGGAAAUAUAAUGAUCUAGACUAAUUAU